GGCGUUUUAUGUAAAUCUCGUGAUUUUGAUCGAUUUCGCGAUGUGCCGACAUCUCUACUGCUGAACUUUGUCUGCACCGUCACGUCAUCCCGACGAUCCCGCACCGAAUCUGAGGUGCGCGAGAUGAAUCCGAGGCAAAGGCAAAGUUGCGGGAAUCUAUUAUACUUCACACGUUAUUUCCGAAAAGGGUCGCACGCAAGCACCCAUAUUUAUCCUGUGCGCCAACUUUCGGGGCUCGGAGUAUGCCGGGGUUCUUUGUAACCCUCCCAGUUGUUGUUACAUUUACAGUUCGCAUUCCUCGAUCGGCUUGGGACUGUCCAUCUCAAGUCCUCCUACUCUACUAAAACGCUGCAACAUGCCGAAUUUGCGAAGCGAACCUCUGCACAUCGGAGGUUCGUCGGUGGAAGUCACCGAGCCUGCCUUCGGGGAUUCUCCAGGAAACUUGACGCCUCCCCAGCAACAUCCGCACGGCAGUCGCGAAAUUCAAGUCCCGCUCCCAAAUCAGUCAGCUCUAAAGAGAUCCAAUUUGGAGAUUGGGCCGUCAGUGGACGGAGUACUCGACUCGAAAAGUUUACCGCCACUGGAUGAUUUAAUCGCACAACAUCCGGAGUUGGGGGAUAGGUUAGAUGAAGCAUGGGAGGCUCAAUCGUUCAAGGAGAUACGAAACUUGGAAAUUCUUCUUCCAACCGCCCAGCCUGCGGGUCCUCCCGACCCUGAAGCGAUACUUGAUUCUCAAUCAUCCGAAGAUGCGGCGGUCAAGUCGUGGUCUUCCAAAUACAGAGGAGACGCUGCCAACAUUCUUUACCAUCCUCUGGCAUGGGGAAAUCGCGAAUGGUCGACGAGUUCUCCAAGAAGCACUUUGUAGUCCCCUUCAAUCUCCGUCAGGGAGCUGAAGGAUAUCCGGCUCCUGACCAUGAUGUCUUGAAUUGGUUCACAAGGAUUGGCCUUAAAGAGCAGGAAAGCGAUACUCGUUUCAGCGCAUUUCUCACUGCAUUGUUCGAG
This is a messenger RNA of Cantharellus anzutake, 1002 nucleotides long. RefSeq lists its product as uncharacterized. The transcript has 8 exons. NCBI's taxonomy places the organism in Eukaryota, Fungi, Basidiomycota, Agaricomycetes, Cantharellales, Hydnaceae. The record is from RefSeq and is a predicted model, not a curated record. Bases 356 to 865 code for a protein of 169 amino acids.